CGCACGUGGGUUUCACUGUCAUUAACAGAUCGGGCUUCACGCAGCAGCCACGCCGACCUACCGCCGCGUCACCACAGUGGGCGUGCCUGUGAGUAAGGUGGCCAAUCACCAGUCUCUGUUCUACGAUGGGCGUGGCCUGCAUUCAGUGGCCAGAAAACAGUAGCUAACCAGAAUAGUUAGCUCUUCAGCUAGUUAGCAACUUCUGAAAUGGCGUCGUUAGCGGCGACAGAACCAGCGGCAUGUCCGGGUGCGACACCGGCCGCGGAGUCCAUAGUGCCCGCUUGUAUGUUCGCACCGGACCGCGGAUGUGCCGACGACCUAUCCGGCACGGACGACUUCGAAGACGGCGAGGGCACAAACGGCGAGUCCGCGGAUCUCUUGCACUUAAGCAACAAGCUGGUUCUAGUGAGUCCAUCGGGGGAGCAGUAUGAUUCAUUACUCCGGCACCUGAGGGAGCAGAUCGAUGAAGGCUGUGGAGAGACCAUCUACGUGGUUGGGAUGGGCUCAGACGGGGGCGACUACGGCCUGGACGAGAAGGACAUGGAGGCGUCGGUAGCCACGGUGCGCUCGCUGUGCGAACAGAUCGAGGCCGACCUGAUCCUGCUGAGAGAGAGGACGGACACCGGCGGGAGGAUCCGGGACUACCUCAUCCGACGGCGUGUGGGCGAGCAGGAUUUCCUGGAAGUCAGAGUUGCGGUGGUAGGGAACGUGGACGCGGGGAAGAGCACCCUGCUGGGGGUUCUGACCCACGGUGAGCUGGACAAUGGCAGAGGCUUUGCUCGCCAGAAGCUCUUUAGACACAAACAUGAAAUGGAGAGUGGCAGGACCAGCAGUGUGGGCAAUGAUAUCCUGGGUUUUGACCAGGAGGGACAGGUGGUCAACAAGCCGGACAGCCACGGCGGCGGCCUCGACUGGACCAAAAUCUGUGAGAAGUCGUCAAAGGUCAUCACCUUCAUCGACCUGGCCGGCCACGAGAAGUACCUGAAGACCACCGUGUUCGGCAUGACGGGCCACCUGCCCGACUUCUGCAUGCUCAUGGUGGGCAGUAACGCCGGCAUCGUGGGGAUGACCAAGGAGCACCUGGGCCUGGCUCUGGCCCUCAACGUGCCCGUGUUUGUGGUGGUGACCAAGAUCGACAUGUGUCCAGCCAACAUCCUGCAAGAGACACUAAAGCUGUUGCAGAGGUUAUUAAAGUCACCGGGCUGCAGGAAGAUCCCGGUGCUGGUCCAGAACACGGACGAUGUCAUCGUCACCGCCUCAAACUUCAGCUCUGAGCGGAUGUGUCCCAUCUUUCAGAUCUCAAACGUGACGGGGGAGAACAUGGAUCUGCUGAAGAUGUUCCUCAACCUCCUCUCCUCCAGAACCAACUUCAACAACGACGAGCCCGCCGAGUUCCAGAUAGACGACACGUACUCCGUGCCGGGGGUGGGCACCGUGGUGUCGGGGACGACGUUACGCGGAAUGAUCCGUCUGAACGACACGCUGCUGCUGGGCCCCGACCCGCUCGGCACCUUCAUCCCCAUCGCGGUGAAAUCCAUCCACCGCAAGAGGAUGCCGGUCAAGGAGGUCCGGGGGGGGCAGACGGCCUCGUUCGCCCUCAAAAAGAUCAAGCGCUCCUCCAUAAGGAAAGGCAUGGUGAUGGUCUCCCCCAAGCUGAUGCCGCAGGCCACCUGGGAGUUUGAGGCUGAGAUUCUGGUGCUGCACCACCCGACCACGAUAUCCCCGAGGUACCAGGCCAUGGUGCACUGCGGCAGCAUCCGGCAGACGGCCACCAUCCUGACCAUGAACAAGGACUGUCUGAGGACGGGGGACAAGGCCGCCGUCCACUUCCGCUUCAUCAAGACCCCGGAGUACCUCCACUGUGACCACAAGCUGGUGUUCAGGGAGGGGCGCACCAAAGCCGUGGGCACCAUCACCAAGCUCCUCCAGGCGGUCAACACCCAGGCAGCCAAAGCCCAGCAGGCCAAGCUGCUGGUCAGCAAGAAGACCUUCAGGGAGGGCUCGGCCAAUGAGGAGGCUGGAUCCACGGCGAGGCCCCCCAGUCCCAACGCAGCCCAGCUCCCAACAGAGGAGGAGCUUCUGUGCAAAGACGGCAACAAAGAGAACAAGCUCAAGUCGGGGGGCGGAGGACGCCGGCGAGGCGGCCAGCGGCAUCGAGGGAAAGGUCUGAACGCGGCGACCAUCUCCACAGCGGUUCCUGCGGGAGCAGCAGGCACCGCCUAGAACCCUCAUCCCUCAGGGGGGGGGGCAAAGGGGGGGGGGGGCAAAAAGACUGAAAAACCAUGUUUCUUUAAUAUUAAAUGAACACGAGUUUGUUCCUCUCCAGAAAAUGAUUGAUUUUACACAUGAAGUUAAAACUGUUCUUUUGUUGUGAGAUUUGUACACAACAUUUUUCUAUUUUAAUACCAAGGUUUUUUUGGGGGGGGGGUGUUUUAUCUUGUUUACCACGUUUUGUAGCCUUAGUUUCCAGGCAGCUGUCACCUUUCCCUCCUAAACGCACGACAUCAAAUCCUCUUCCUUUUCUUUUCUUCAUUCCCCACCCGACGCUCUGUUGGGUGGAGGAGCUCGUCGUCACGGAGACAUCAGCAUCCGCUCCUAGAAACGGGAACCGACGCCAUGGUUGAUGUCCAGAUCUCCAGAGCCAAAGCAUUUGACCCCGAACCCCCCCCCCCCCCCCCAGCACCUUUACAGCAUUACUUUCCUUCUUUUGGUCAGGAGAACAUAUUUAUUAAAGGAUGCAGCUGUGACUAGUGCCCCCCCCCCCCCCCCCCCCCCCCCAUAAAGGUCAUGUUUUCAUUGAGGAUAGAGGCAGAGACAUUCGGGUCCUUGAGCUUCAUGUGAAGUCCAACGGCGGGUCGUGACCCCGCGCAGGCAGCAGAAAUAAUGUGACGAGUAGAUUGAAUAAAAGCGACCUGGUGUCCAACGCUGCGUCGCCGUGACAACCGCCCCCCCCCCCCCCCCCAUCCCGUCUGUGCUUCUGGGCUGUGAGUCUUAGAUUGUAAAUAAACAUUAACGAUGACCGAACGUCUUCUGGUUUUAUCCGAUUGUUUGAAGUUGUCUCUCAUACAAACGAUGACCUUCUCAAAGUUUCACGUGUUCUUUUGUUUGAGGGGAGAUUUGUGUACAAAGAGGAAUAAAGGAUGAGAAUAAUAUGCCACUUGAAUGAAAGUGGUGCCAGUUUGUGUUGUAAAUCCUUUUAAAUAAAGAUGUUAUAGAAAAGUUUCA
This is a messenger RNA of Pungitius pungitius (ninespine stickleback), 3225 nucleotides long. RefSeq names its product GTP binding protein 1, like (gene gtpbp1l). NCBI's taxonomy places the organism in Eukaryota, Metazoa, Chordata, Actinopteri, Perciformes, Gasterosteidae. The transcript is spliced from 15 exons. Gene Ontology annotation, biological process: translational elongation. Bases 208 to 2223 code for a protein of 671 amino acids. Gene Ontology annotation, molecular function: GTP binding; GTPase activity; translation elongation factor activity. The record is from RefSeq and is a predicted model, not a curated record.